Platichthys flesus (European flounder) is the source of this 744-nucleotide messenger RNA. RefSeq names its product NADH:ubiquinone oxidoreductase complex assembly factor 8 (gene ndufaf8). The coding region runs from base 235 to 447 and encodes 70 amino acids. Gene Ontology annotation, cellular component: mitochondrion. NCBI's taxonomy places the organism in Eukaryota, Metazoa, Chordata, Actinopteri, Pleuronectiformes, Pleuronectidae. Gene Ontology annotation, biological process: mitochondrial respiratory chain complex I assembly. The transcript is spliced from 3 exons. The record is from RefSeq and is a predicted model, not a curated record.
UCGCAUUGACGGAUGGUCCACGGGGACGUUUCCUUGAUGACAGGGUCAACAACAUGGCGCUGCCCAUGGUUUAAAGUAUGAGUCUGCUCAUUGAGAUGUAUUUGUCAAGGUUGCCGUUAAAUUUGAGAAACAGCGACGCAGCGUCGGAGUCGGAACCAUCGUCUCCUUUCUGACGAACUCUGCAUUUGACUUUGAGGACGUAAAGGACGUCAGCGGAGUCAGUGAGCUGCGGCCAUGUCCGGGUCAAACGUGUGGAGUCGCAGCAGAGAGAAGCUCCGAGCUUUCCCUGAACUGUUCGCUCAGUGUUCAGCAGAGGCAACAGUGUAUGGGAAGUGCGUGGCAGCCACCACGACAGGCAGACAGGAGUUGAAGAAGGACAUGUGUGCCAAGGAGUUUGAAGCACUGAAGACCUGCUUUACAAACGCCGCCAAGAAAAGAGUCAAAUAAAUGGGAACCAUCCUCCUCAUGUAGGAGCCACAGAAAUCAACAGUUCAGUACUCAGGCAGAAGACGUGAAUUAAGUGUUGAGUGGCUUGUGAGGUUGAAAGGAACAGGAAAUGGCUGCUUCAUGAUGCUGGGAAGCAACUGACAGUCACACAGCUUGACAAAAGACAUUGUAAAUAUGGACACUCUAGGUUACUGCCACCCGUCAGUUAUGUAUUUUUCAGCAGUGCAUUUUUUCCUAGAAUAAGUAUCUUGAUUUAAAUGUGUACUGUAGAGAUGUGAAUAAACUACAAUUAUUGUC